This is a messenger RNA of Asterias rubens (European starfish), 939 nucleotides long. Its product is annotated as basic proline-rich protein-like. The coding region runs from base 1 to 939 and encodes 312 amino acids. The transcript is spliced from 4 exons. The record is from RefSeq and is a predicted model, not a curated record. NCBI's taxonomy places the organism in Eukaryota, Metazoa, Echinodermata, Asteroidea, Forcipulatida, Asteriidae.
AUGAAAGCUAAAAUCGGGAAACAAUUCAAGAUGCUGAAAUUCGCCCUUAUUGUGGGCGUGGCUUGCCUCUUGGCUAUCAGUGAGGGUCGACCAGCAACGAAUGACCGUGAAGAUGAUUUAAUGAACUUGAUGAAAGAGGUUAUUGAGGAUGAACUGAAGGAAGAUCUAAUGGCAAAACUAGAGAUACUUGAGGAGUCCGCAAGUAUAAGCUGGUCAGAGCGCCCAGAAGGCAGCAGACCACCACGCCCUGAAGGCAGCAGACCACCACGCCCAGACGGCAGCAGACCACCACGCCCAGACGGCAGCAGACCACCACGCCCAGAAGGCAGCAGACCACCACGCCCAGAAGGCAGCAGACCACCACGCCCAGAAGGCAGCAGACCACCACGCCCAGAAGGCAGCAGACCACCACCAGAAGAGGAGCGUGAGUUUAGGGAGGAACGCAAACCCAAAGAAGAAGACAGACCAGAGCGCCCUGAAGGCAGUAGACCACCACGCCCUGAAGGCAGCAGACAACCACGCCCAGAAGGCAGCAGACCACCACGCCCAGAAGGCAGCAGACCACCACGCCCAGAAGGCAGCAGACCACCACGCCCAGAAGGCAGCAGACCACCACGCCCAGAAGGCAGCAGACCACCACGCCCAGAAGGCAGCAGACCACCACCAGAAGAGGAGCGCAGCAGACCACCACGCCCUGAAGGCAGCAGACCACCACGCCCAGAAGGCAGCAGACCACCACGCCCAGAAGGCAGCCGACCACCACGCCCAGAAGGCAGCAGACCACCACGCCCUGAAGGCAGCAGACCACCACGCCCAGAAGGCAGCAGACCACCACGCCCAGAAGGUAGCCAGGAACCUCCUCAAGAUGAAGAUCUUGUUGAGGAGUUGCGGGGGGACCGUAAGCUGAUGAGUCUUUACCGUCGUCUCCUACGAGGUUAA